AUGCCUCCUCCUCGUGGAACGCCAAACAUUCUUGAAGGUCCUGGCGACUAUGACAUGACCAGCGAAGUGCACAAUGACACAUACCCAGCAAUCGAUUCUGCGAAAGCAGACCUCAGCGGGAAAGCCGUCUUCAUCAGCGGUGCGUCGAGGGGUCUCGGAUGUGCGAUGAGCGUAUCCUUCGCCAAGGCUGGCGCGUCCAUGAUUGCCAUAGGCGCCAGAGGUGACCUGUCAACCACAAUCAAGCUCAUGCAGGACGCCGUUGAGAAGCUCGGGAAACCGCCACCAAAGAUCUUGCCGAUUAAGUUUGACAUGUCUGUUAAGCAGAGCGUGGACGAAGCAGCGCGGAAGAUCAGAGACGAGUUUGGCAGGAUCGACAUCGUCAUCGCCAACGCCGCUGUCAUAACUAUGGGCAAGAUCGCAGAGAGCGAUGCGGAUGAUUGGGGUCGAGUGUUCGGCACCAACACCAUAGGCAUUUACCUGCUUUACCGAGCACUCAUCCCUUUGUUGCUAGAGGGUGGGGAUAAGACAUUUAUCACCGUCGCCAGUGUGGGUGCUCACUUGGUGUCGCCUGGAUAUAGUGCGUACCAGACGUCGAAGCUUGUUACGCUCCGACUAGAUGAGUUUGUGUGUGCCGAAUAUGGCGAACAGGGGAUCUUGGCAUAUUGCAUUCAUCCUGGAAACAUUCCAACAGACAUGUCAGGACCUGAUGGGAUACCUGAUUUCUUGAAACAUAUUUUCGUGGAGACUCCUGAGCUCAGUGCAGACUCGCUUGUGUAUCUGACGUCAGAGAAGCGAGAUUGGCUCGCAGGCCGGUAUGUCAAUGUAACAUGGCAUCUUCCGGAGUUGAUGGAAAAGAAAGACGAAAUCAUGUCAGGAGAUAAGCUGAAGGUCAGAUUGGUUAUUUGA
Truncatella angustata is the source of this 906-nucleotide messenger RNA. RefSeq lists its product as uncharacterized. Gene Ontology annotation, cellular component: cytosol. The record is from RefSeq and is a predicted model, not a curated record. Gene Ontology annotation, molecular function: oxidoreductase activity. The coding region runs from base 1 to 906 and encodes 301 amino acids. Lineage: Eukaryota; Fungi; Ascomycota; Sordariomycetes; Amphisphaeriales; Sporocadaceae. The transcript has 3 exons.